This is a messenger RNA of Microbotryum saponariae, 1393 nucleotides long. Lineage: Eukaryota; Fungi; Basidiomycota; Microbotryomycetes; Microbotryales; Microbotryaceae. The record is from the annotation of a GenBank genome assembly.
AUGUCGGCUUACACCAUUGUCUACCACGCUGGUGAGUGAGCAACUGCCUCCGGGGCCGAGUUCGACCCCCACAUGGUCGCGGAGAGGAGCAACGGUCAUCCAUGCCUCAGGACGCUCAUUUGACCAAGUCUCGCCCUACCGUACCACAUCUGGUCGAUCGAUAACCAGGUCUGCCCGGACGUGCUGAAGUGAGUUGUACAUCGACACGGUACGGUAGCAGCUGUCGCCGCCGUUCUGACAUGACGGCGUGCCCCCCCCGCCCCACCCCCCGACUCUCGCAGUUCAUUCGCUUGUACCUCGAAGCGACUGCUACCCCGUACCACGACACCGCGACCGAAGAAGGCCAGAAAGCCAUUCAACCCUACGUCCAGGGCAGAUUCGAAGGCUGUGGUCAGUCCCACGAAUUGCGCGUCACUCAAGUGUAGCAUCAAGUCCGAGUCCGACACGGUACUCGGAGAGAACAUCUCUCAACUGAUGUCCUUGGUUAUCACCUCCAAUCCAGAGGACAACCCUACUCCCUUCGCCCCUCCCAUUCUUGUCGUCAAGUCCAGUGGAUCCGACAAAGUCGAGGCCGUCAUCUCACAAACGCCCAACAUCAUCUCGUUCCUCUCGGCGCGUGUGGCGCCCAUCGACCUCGACUCUGAAAGUCCCGCCGCUGCCUCGGACGCGAGCGCUGAGCAGGAGAACCAACAACCUGAAACCAAAAGGCUCAAGCACACGAAGGCUUCUUUGGACGAUGUCAGCCACUUCCAUCAACAAGAAUUGCUGCUGACGAUUCUCGACGUCGUCAACGAGGUGAGCUUGAAAAUUCGGCCGGUCGGAGCCACGUCCUGGGACCUGGGGCGGACUGUCAACUCGAAAGAGUCCUACUGACCAGCAAUCGAGUCUGUUCGAAGGCGCACAAUACGCAUCAUCCCAUCUCGACCUCCAUGUUCUACCACGACCAAAAAGAGGCAGCGCUCCAAACGGCGAAAGAAUUCCGCGAAGCGCGCCUCCCUCGCUACUUCAAGUAUCUCGAGACGGCGAUUGAAAAGGCGGGAAAUGGGUACCUGCUCAAGUCGGGUGUGUCCUAUGUGGAUUUGGCGGCGUUUCAACUGGUCGAUGGGGUCAGUCCGCUCUCGAGCAUGCCUGCACUGCUUUCUCCACUCGAGAAAUUGCGGACUGUGGCUUGAGACAUUGCUCCUCUUCUUCGAUCCUUGCACAGCUCCAAUUCGCGUUCCCAAACUGGCUCGCCAAGAUCAAGCCCGAAUACCCCAAGCUUUUUGAGUUGCACGAGCGUAUUCAGACAUCUCCGAGGAUCGCUCAGUACCUCGCUUCAGAUCGCAGACAGCCUUACUCGGAGUACGGAAUCUUUAGGCAGUACAAGGAGCUCGACAUCGCCGAAGAGUCGUGA